Jaculus jaculus (lesser Egyptian jerboa) is the source of this 801-nucleotide messenger RNA. RefSeq names its product ubiquitin conjugating enzyme E2 U (gene Ube2u). The transcript has 10 exons. Bases 1 to 801 code for a protein of 266 amino acids. The record is from RefSeq and is a predicted model, not a curated record. Lineage: Eukaryota; Metazoa; Chordata; Mammalia; Rodentia; Dipodidae.
AUGCAUUGCAGAGCUCACAGCUUGCUGCAAAGAGACCUCAAGGAGUUGUACCACAGUACCUGCAAGGGCAUUACUGCCAAGCCUGUAAGCGAAGACAUGAUGAAAUGGGAAGCUGAAAUUGAAGGGCUACAGGAUUCAAUUUGGAAUGGAGUUACUUUCCAACUGACAAUAGAUUUUACACCAGAAUACAACCUUGCCCCUCCAGUUGUGAAAUUUACAACAAUUCCUUUUCAUCCAAAUGUGGACCCACAUUCUGGACUGCCCAGUAUUGAUUUUUUGGAAAACCGUGAUAAGUGGAAUACAAGUUAUACCCUGAGCAGUAUCUUACUUAGCCUACAGGUACUACUUUCUAACCCAAGCCUAGAAAAGCCAGUGAAUUUAGAGGCAGCCCAAAUACUGAUGAAAGAUGAACCUACAUACAGAAUGAUAAUUGAAAAACUUUUCAAGGAGCACUUAAAAAUGGUGAGGCUGCCUUCAGACAUUGGAAGAGUCCUGAGUCUUCCUGCCUCAGUUCCUCUGGAGAUUGAGCAUUAUCCCUUCCACCUGGGCAGGGGACUCACGUGUCCCACAGGAGGUGGUAUGAGUGCCAUGCCAAAGUUAUAUGAAAAGCCACAUAAACUUACCAGGGCAAUUAAAACCAUCUCAUUUAAUGAUUACUAUAAGACAUGGUCUGGAAUAGCUACAUCGCAAGCCACAGACCAAUCCAGAGCUCCACUUCUUGAAGAUCCACAUUUCAUGGGGAAGUAUUAUAAAUUGAAGAAACACGAACUACAGAAUCUUAAAGAGUGGAAGAUAAAGUAA